AUGCAGGGCAUUCUGCUUCUGCCAAAUCUACAUCUUCCUCCAGCUCCACUGCCCCAUUGUGAUAGAUCGGCAUACAAGAAGGUACAGUUUUGGACAGAAAAGGAGUACAAGGACUGGAAGGCCACUGCGGAGGGACAAGCUGUAAUGUCUAAAUCACAGACAGCAUACCUAGAAGACAAGGAUGGCAAGCAGCUACCCAAGAAGCACGUCAGCAAAAUUCUCUUGACAAUGUGCGAGAUCUGGCACAACCUCUGCUGCCAAGGCCAGAUCGAUGCCAACAUGACAUGGACAUCAAUGCCAUUAUCCAUCAAGAAAAUAUUUCGUACUGAAAUUGCUGGUGCACAUGGCAAGCUUGCCCUUUGCAAAGACUCAUGGAAAGCUGAUAACCUAGCCAAGCAGUACUAUGUGUCAUGCAAACAGACUUGGUUCACGAAUAAGGACAAGAAGUCUAUUCCCAGCAAGUGCAAAGCAGAUGCAAAGUUGGAGACAAUUGAUGUCGACAACAAGCAUACCAAAGUCAAUGCAGGUUUACCCAAAGACAUUUCCUUUGAUGUGGAAAUCAGUCCUUUAUCUGUGUCACUGUUGGCUGGUGUUUCUUCAGAUUUUUUGGAGGCAUCUACCAGUACUUUGAACCCCAAGUCAAACCAUAGUGCCUUUUUCGAGCUGAAAGCCCAAGGAGCUCGCCCUUUGCCUAAGAUAAAGCUGAAAAACAUUCUGUUGUCUGUGCCAUUGAACCACUUGGGCCUCCCACUGUCAGCACCAGCUACUGCCAACAUCCCCAACACGGCACCUGUUCAAUCUCCCCUGCAGACUUCCCCAGCCAAGCAUGUUGGCUCAUCUGUAUCUCAAAUGGUCACUCCAGCAGUCACUCCAACAAGUGCUGGCUUGUCCAUAUCUAUUGCUCCAACAGUCACUCCAAUGAGUGAAUCAGUUUGCCCCCCUCCACAGACUUCCCCUGCAGAGGCCAGUGGCACUGCUGAUGUCACUAACACCAUAACUGUUCUGCCCCCUUCACAGCCUUCGUCCACAGUUACUGGUGACCUGACAUCAACAGCUUCCGAGACACUCGGACCAAGCAAGAAGAAGGCUUGGCACCCCAGGUCAAACAAAAGCACAUGGACACUGUGUGCCCACCGGUGGCUCAAGACGGUUUCUCUGAACAGCACACAGGAGGAGUUCAAUACAUAUUACAAUCAACUUCCUACAGAGACAAAGGAGAAAUACAAAGAGGAAUACAGGAAACUCAUAUGUCAAAUUCACUCCCAAUACCACAAUUGCACACUGCCAACACACCACUUCAGGUUGACACCAGUGUUUGGACAAAUAGCACUGCAGAGACAAUUGUGA
This is a messenger RNA of Pisolithus orientalis, 1347 nucleotides long. RefSeq lists its product as uncharacterized. The transcript is spliced from 5 exons. The coding region runs from base 1 to 1347 and encodes 448 amino acids. Lineage: Eukaryota; Fungi; Basidiomycota; Agaricomycetes; Boletales; Pisolithaceae. The record is from RefSeq and is a predicted model, not a curated record.